AUGAUUAUCUUCAAGGACCUUAUCACUGGGGACGAGAUUAUCUCCGAUUCCUACGAUUUGAAGGAGGUCGAUGGUGUUGUCUAUGAGUGUGAUUGUGCUAUGAUCACUCUUGGCGCCGUCGAAGUCAACACUGGUGCCAACGCCUCUGCUGAGGAAGCCGACGAGGGUACCGAAGAUGGAGCUGUCCAGGUCAACAAUGUCGUAAACUCCUUCCGUCUGUCGCAGACCUCUUUCGAUAAGAAGACCUAUUUGAGCCAUCUUAAAGGUUACAUGAAGAAGGUCAAGGAGGCUCUUAAGGAGAAGGGAGCAGAUGAAUCUGUUAUCACCCAGUUCGAGAAGGGUGCUCAGGCAUACGCAAAGAAAAUUGUCACCAACUUCAAGGAUUACGAUUUCUACGUUGGCGAGUCUAUGGAUCCGGACGGAAUGGUUGUACUUAUGAAUUACCGCGAGGAUGGAACUACACCAUUCGUCACUGUCUGGAAACACGGUCUCACUGAGAUGAAGGUCUAA
Molecule: messenger RNA, 510 nt
Organism: Glarea lozoyensis ATCC 20868
Lineage: Eukaryota; Fungi; Ascomycota; Leotiomycetes; Helotiales; Helotiaceae
Product: Mss4-like protein
Exons: 5
Coding region: 1-510 (169 amino acids)
Cellular component (GO): cytoplasm
Molecular function (GO): calcium ion binding
Source: RefSeq, a predicted model, not a curated record